This is a messenger RNA of Cucurbitaria berberidis CBS 394.84, 759 nucleotides long. Its product is annotated as carbohydrate esterase family 4 protein. Lineage: Eukaryota; Fungi; Ascomycota; Dothideomycetes; Pleosporales; Cucurbitariaceae. Gene Ontology annotation, biological process: carbohydrate metabolic process. Gene Ontology annotation, molecular function: hydrolase activity, acting on carbon-nitrogen (but not peptide) bonds. The record is from RefSeq and is a predicted model, not a curated record. The coding region runs from base 1 to 759 and encodes 252 amino acids. The transcript is spliced from 3 exons.
AUGGGUCUUAAAGUAAUCCUCGUUGCUACAUUGACUGCGGUCGCGAUCGGAAAGCCAAUCCCCGAUCCCCUACACGUGAUCAGGCAAUCUGGCCCUGCAGCAGGACAGGUAAUCACGAAAUGUAAUGCGCCCGGUCAGCUCGCUCUCGCAUACGAUGACGGUCCCUACCAGUUUACACAGAAACUUUCGGACACAUUGACUGCUGGUGGAGCCAAAGGGACUCUAUUUGUGACUGGCACACUCUAUGGCUGCGUUUACAGCCAGAAAGCCGCCUUGCAGAGUGCGUACAAGGCCGGUCACCAAAUCGCAUCGCACACUUGGUCUCACCCGCAGAAUUUCGGAAGUCUGUCGGCCGCCGACCUGACCAGCCAGAUGACACGUCUGGAACAGGCAUUGGUCAACAUCAUUGGCGUAAAGCCCACUUACAUGCGCCCACCGUACCUCGCCACUGGGGGUAACGUCCUGUCAACGAUGAAAUCGCUGGGUUACCGUGUCAUAACCGAUGAUAUCGACACUGGUGAUUGGGACAAGAAGACGCCGCAGCAGAGCCAGCAGAAGUUCACACAAGCAGGCGCGGGUGGAAAUGGACAUAUCCCGUUGAUGCAUGAAACAUAUGCCAGCACGGUGGAUACGCUUACGCCAUGGUUGAUCAAUUGGGCGAAGAACAACAACUUGAAGCUCGUGACAGUCGCCGAGUGUCUUGGUGAUACCACAAGUGCCUACAAGAACGGCACUGCGAAUGGUGAAUCCUCUUGCUAG